Messenger RNA from Colletotrichum orchidophilum, 897 nucleotides. Its product is annotated as N-acetyltransferase. The record is from RefSeq and is a predicted model, not a curated record. Bases 1 to 897 code for a protein of 298 amino acids. The transcript is spliced from 2 exons. Gene Ontology annotation, molecular function: acetyltransferase activity. NCBI's taxonomy places the organism in Eukaryota, Fungi, Ascomycota, Sordariomycetes, Glomerellales, Glomerellaceae.
AUGUCGUACAGCCAGGAGCAGCUUGAUCGGUAUCUCCGACACAUCAACUACCCCCGAGAGGAUCAUGCAUCAGAUCGGUUGCAGCUUCUGAAGGAUCUCCAGGCCCAUCAGCUUGCCCGAGUUCCCUUUGAGAGCUUGGCUCUGCACUACUCAAAGCACCGCCUCAUUUCCAUCGAUCUGGAGGACCUCUUUGACAAGAUUGUAGUGCAGGGCAAAGGCGGUUAUUGCAUGGAGCUCAAUGCCAUAUUCGGCGCCGUCCUCAAAGGUCUUGGGUUCAGUCUCUUUAGCGUCGGCGCCAAGGUCAAGGGGGAAGAGAGAUUCGGCGGAUGGUCCCACAUGCUCAACCUCGUCACCAUCGACGGUCAGCGCUACGCAGUCGACGUCGGUUUCGGCAAGGGAGCAACCAUGAUUCCCGUACCCCUGAAUAAGGAGACCGGCCACGAGUUUACCACCAUCGCUCCCCUGCGAGGUAAACUCGUCUACGAAAAGCUAGACCAGAACACGGAUUCUAGUCAGCGCAUGUGGGUGUACUCCUCGACCGACAGCGCCGACGGCCCCUUUCGUCAGCGCAACUGCUUCACGGAACAGGAAUUCUUCCCCGAGGAUUUCGAAAUCAUGAACUGGGCCGUCAUGACGAAGCCGACGAGCUACUUUGUCAAGACGGUCCUGUGCAUGCGGACGAUUCUGAAUACUGAGACAAAGGAAGCCGAGGGGACGAUUGUGUUGCACAAGGAUGAGGUCAAGCGCAAGAUUGGCGACAGAGUCGAACUUCUGGAGACGGUACACAAUGAGGCGGAACGCGUGCGGGCUAUUGAGAAGUACUUUUACAUCUCACUUACGGCCGCCGAGCAGAAGGCUAUCAAGGGAAUGCCUCAGGAGUUGCUGGAAAAGCAAUGA